AUGGCAUCAAUAGAGAACCUAAAGUCUUUUGAUCCGUUCGCCGAUACAGGCGAUGAUGAUACACAGCCCACUAACUACAUUCAUAUCCGUAUCCAACAGAGAAAUGGUAGAAAGACAUUAACCACCGUUCAGGGCUUACCAGAAGAAUAUGACCUAAAGAAGAUCCUCAAGGUUUUGAAGAAAGAUUUUGCUUGUAAUGGGAAUAUUGUAAAAGAUGAUGAACUUGGUCAGGUCAUCCAGCUGCAAGGAGAUCAGAGAGUGAAAGUCAUGGAGUUUUUGACCUCUCAGCUAGCUCUUCAAAAGAAGAACAUCAAAAUUCAUGGAUUCUGA
Molecule: messenger RNA, 330 nt
Organism: Komagataella phaffii GS115
Lineage: Eukaryota; Fungi; Ascomycota; Pichiomycetes; Pichiales; Pichiaceae
Product: Translation initiation factor eIF1
Exons: 1
Coding region: 1-330 (109 amino acids)
Biological process (GO): translational initiation
Cellular component (GO): eukaryotic 43S preinitiation complex
Molecular function (GO): translation initiation factor activity; ribosomal small subunit binding; RNA binding
Source: RefSeq, a predicted model, not a curated record